AUGUCUGGGUCCAAUACAAUUAAUCAAAAUAUUAAUAGAACAUUAAAAUAUAGUAAGCCUUGGAUGGAUAAUGAAUGCAUACGUUUAAUAAAAAUUAAAAACUAUUGGUAUAGUAAACAUAUGCAAAAUUUAGAUAACAAUUACAUUAAAGAUAAGUACCACUUUUGGCUUAACAAAUUUACAUCACUAAAAAGACAAAAACAAAAAAGCUAUGAUGCAUAUAACUUUCUAAAAUACUCAAAUAAUAUCAAGAAGACAUGGGAAUAUGUGAAGGAAAUUGCUACUGACGGAAGUAAAAUAACAAACGAGUUCUUUACAAAUUUGGUUUCUGAAACAGAAAAAACAGUAAAAAUUAAUGAUUUCAACGAAUUAUAUUGCAAUAUUGGCAAAGACAUGGCUGCUAAAUUUGAUACAAUUUACAUCCCACAAAUAAUAUCUAAAAGCAGGUUUUGUUUAACAGAGAUAAAUGAGGUCACAACUAUCAAAUUAAUUAAUAGUUUAUCAACAACAAACAGUGCAGGUAUAGAUAAUAUCUCUUCAAAAAUUAUAAAACAAUGUCAAAAAGAAUUAGCAGAACCAAUAACGACAUUAAUAAAUUCUUCAAUAAGAGAUAGUUGUGUACCUGAAGUGAUGAAAAUUAAUAAAAUACAAUAUGGUUUUACUAGAAAUUCGAGCACCAAUACUGCACUAUUUGAUGUAGUGAGUCAUAUACAAAACCUUGUAUGCAUAAAUGAAAAAGUUGGAUUGGUAUUUUUCAACUUAACUAAAGCGUUUGACUCUGUUGAUCGCAAAAUAAUGUUACGAAAAUUGUUCGAAUGUGGCGUAAGAGGCAGAGAAUACCAUUGGUUUGAGAGUUAUUUGAAUCAAAGAAAACAAUAUGCCGAAUGCGAGAAUAUAAAAAGCGAAAGUAUGUUAGUAGAGUAUGGAGUAAUUCAAGGAAGUUCGCUGGGGCCGAUUUUGUUUGCGUAUUACAUUGACACCUUCUCUAAAUUAAAAUUAAGUGGACGAAUUUUUAUGUUUGCCGAUGACAUAGCCAUUGUAUAUAAUGAAAAGUCUCUUGAAAUUAUGGAAAAUAUCAUUAAUAAUGACAUGAAAUCUAUACAUAAAUGGAUGUGUCAACAUAAAUUAUCGGAAACUGAAAUUAAUAUAAUAUACAACGGAAAUGUCAUAAGUAAAGUAAAGAAUUACAAAUACUUAGGCGUAACCGUGGAUCAAAAUUUAAAUUGGAAUCAGCCUGUUUCCGAAACUUUGAGUAAAACUAGGAGAAUCGCUGGGUUAUUCAAAAUACUAGGUAGACGUAUACCUGAAAAUAUCAAAAUUUCAGUAUACUACAGUCUAUUUCAUAGUGUUCUGACAUAUGGAAUAGAUAUAAAUCCGGAAAAAGUUACGUCAAACAAAUUGGAAUACUGCACAGAUAAGGAGGAUCUGGCUCGGGAAACCGAUUGGUUCUCAAGAGAAAAAGCAAAAAGAGAGACAUAUCGAACAGCAGAUAUAAGAGUCCUAUGA
Condylostylus longicornis is the source of this 1506-nucleotide messenger RNA. RefSeq lists its product as uncharacterized. The transcript has 5 exons. Lineage: Eukaryota; Metazoa; Arthropoda; Insecta; Diptera; Dolichopodidae. The coding region runs from base 1 to 1506 and encodes 501 amino acids. The record is from RefSeq and is a predicted model, not a curated record.